GGUCGCCUCGCUCCGGGGUCUCCUCUGGCCUUCCCCGGCCCCUCCGCAAGGCCACCCCGACUUCCUGAUCCGCCGCCUGCUCCCAGACGUGGUCCGACGAUGGUGAUAGAAAGUAGAACACUUUCACGGAAGGGGGGCAACCUGAGUUCAGUCUGCGUCCCAUCAUUGUUGAGAUUACAUCCAAGGAGUGUGAACAGCGGAGCAGAGCUCUGUGUUCAGAGCCCGGGACACAUGUAGACAAGAAAGCCGGAGAAGACACUUAGGAUGCCCAUGGUGACGCGGAGGCUGAGGGACCCUGACAUAAACCCUUGCUUGUCGGAAUCGGACGCGUCUACCAGAUGCAUGGCCGAAAAUAACUAUGACAAGGAGAGCUGUUCCUCUCACUUCUUGAAGUACAAGAACUGCCGGAAGUUCUGGAACUCUGUCAUGAUCCAGAGAAGACAGAACGGAGUGAAGCCGCCCAUGCCCACAGCAGCAGAGAGAGACGAGAUCUUAGGAGCAAUGGGGAAGAUGCCCUAUUGAGUGUUUGCAUUAAAAUUGUUUAUUUAACUUAG
Molecule: messenger RNA, 554 nt
Organism: Odocoileus virginianus texanus
Lineage: Eukaryota; Metazoa; Chordata; Mammalia; Artiodactyla; Cervidae
Source: RefSeq, a predicted model, not a curated record